Molecule: messenger RNA, 1943 nt
Organism: Colletotrichum scovillei
Lineage: Eukaryota; Fungi; Ascomycota; Sordariomycetes; Glomerellales; Glomerellaceae
Exons: 5
Coding region: 84-1943 (619 amino acids)
Biological process (GO): regulation of gene expression
Molecular function (GO): RNA polymerase II cis-regulatory region sequence-specific DNA binding; protein binding; chromatin DNA binding
Source: RefSeq, a predicted model, not a curated record
GAGCUAUUGAAUCUAUCCCCCUGCAUCUUUCGCUUGACAUCAUACGACUUGAUGAUGCUCUCGGGGAGAGCUGGGGACUGCCUAUGCAGGCGUGUCAAACAUGGCAGUCGUUCAAAAACCUACUGACAGUAGUCGUCUACGCGAAUGAACGCCCGGGUCUGAACCAUAUAGUCCAGGGCCAAUUCCAAGUGACUCUUGCAAAGACGGGGCGUAAGAUUAUGGAAAAUAAUCAAUGGACGUCAAUAGUCAAAGCCGGUGCCCAUCUACAGCAGGCCAUGAUUGUUCCGGAACUUCCUUAUAUGGAAGGUGCUUGCCCACAUUCUGAUUGUGCUGGUACACUGGUGAGCGAGAUUGGCGAAAUUGACAAGAAAUGCUCUACGUGUGGCCGAAUCACAAAUACGGAGAGGCUGGUCCCCCAACUACUUCGAGUUUAUCCUGAGACAUGGUUGGAUCCAAUAUUGCCUAACGAAGAUGAACCACCUCCUGCCCAGACCAGCGCCCAACAGACACGUCCACACCAUUCGACGAGAUCCAUACGACCGAUCAUAGAUCACACACACCUGUUUCGCCGUAUACAAAUCUACGAGCGACAGCCUCCUCUUUCAUCUAAGGAAGAAGCAUACGAGAAACUAGCAGAGGAUGCAUCCCACUUUCAAGCUAAUCUAUAUCUUGGAUGGCAUGCUCUUCGCAUUAACUCAAAUGAUGAAGCCAUUCGUCGCCUGAAACAGGCUGUUGCUGCAGGUAUGCUUAUCAAUUGGUCGUGCAAAGAACAGGGAAUUGACAGGCUCAACAUAGACGACGGCGACUGGGUUACCUUCUAUCUUCUGGCGAGGGCUUUCCUGGAACUGGAUCGUCGAACAGAAGCGCAUGACGCACUCCAGCAAGCCGUAUAUCGCAACGGGCGUGUUCCUGACAUCUGGAUUACUGUGGCUAUUCUGUUCUUCAUGGAAGACCAGUACCGUGAUAGUUUAGAUGCGCUGGCAAGAAGUGUUCGAUUUAAUGCUCAUACAUGGGAGUCGUGGUAUAAUCUUGGGGUCCUGUAUGACCAUUGCAGACAACCAACUGAUGUCCUAGACGCUCUUGGUCGAGCCUCUGAGCUGAAUCCUUCUCACCUUGAGAGCCGUCGUCGAAUAGAAGAGUUGAAGGGAUUGCAACCAGGCGCUUCUGGGGAGCAUCUCAACAUCAUGAUCCACUGUGAAUUGCUCCAUAUAUCAGAACCGAUACCCGUAUUCAUCGAGGAUGAAAGUAUCCAUGUCAAUCCGCUCAAUCUCGAAGAUGAGGAAGAAUGGCUCACCGAGAGGGAAGGAAACGGAGAUGCGGGCGAUGUGUUUGAGAGCGACGAUGACGAUGAAGAUGCCACAGUCUGGAGACAGAGGCAUAGGUCAUUUCAUGUCAACAUAGACCUUCAGACACCCCUGAAGCUUUCAAAGCUUGAGUUGCAUCCGGAAAAUCAGUGGGACGAUUUCCACUCACCUUUCAUCUCCGGCAACCCUGAUAAAUCUUAUGCUGCCAGGCUGAAUUUCCUAAUCCGCGAUACUAAGGGGAACUUUGAACAAGCCCUUGCUCUGACUCUUACGUUGGGAUGGGCCAGUUCGCAUCAACAGCCCUUCGCCGUACUUUACGGUUCUCAACGGUUGGUGAGCACUGACAGGCUACUAAUGAUCAGAAACGUUCUCCCGGAUGACUUCCCGGACCUUGUCAAAGACGAUCUCGACUGGGGCAGUUCGCAUGAAGAGACAUUUGAAAAGGCACUUUCGAGCAUCUGCACAAACCCUCAAUUUCAGGCUACGGAGGUAGAGUUCGUCACCAAGAAGAUGACUUACGGGCAACCUGGCACUCGCAUGGUUAAAGAUUACCGUGCCACUUUCAGGGUCGAAUUAGAGACGCACAAAGACCACGACGGUAUCAUCACCUAUCAUGCUUCUCUGUCUGGCAAGACCUAA